AUGUACAGAGAUCUGUGGCACCCUAGAGGGAGACUGAUUGAUCUUACGGGUGAACUAGGUACUCAGAAACUCGGCAUUCGGAGAGAUGCGAAAAUCUGUGAAGUCUUCGUAGCUGGGGAAUGGAGAUUCCGGAACUGCCGCGAUCACCGUAUACAGGAGCUAGUUCAAGCUAUUAUCAGGUAUCCUCUUGCCCUUCAAGAUUCAAUUAGUGAUGGUGCAAUCUGGAAGUGUGGGGAAAAUGAAUACAAAGAUAGAUUUGUGGCUGCUGAGACUUGGAACUUGGUUCGGGAACAUAAGGCUGAAGUUCCAUGGCAUAAGCUGGUCUGGUUUCCGCAGGGGGUUCCACGAUACGGUUUCAUUACUUGGCUAGCUGUGCGGGACAGGUUAGCCACAGGACACAGGACAAGUCAGUGGGGGCAACCGCAGGUUUGUAUCUAUUGUGGCGAGCCUGAUGAGACUCGAGAUCAUCUUUUCUUUGCAUGUCCGUUUACCUUCACACUCUGGCUGCGCGUGGUGGGGAACCUCCUUGGAGUCGAACCUGACCCUGAUUGGCACACAACAUUGACUCGACUGCUGACAGGGAGCUACGAUAAGCUCACCUCUAUUCUGCUGCGGUUGGUGUUUCAGGUCACUAUAUAUUCCAUUUGGCGUGAACGAAAUGACAGGCGGCAUAAAGGCUGUGUGAAAUCUAUGGAUCAGGUUGCUAGGGUGAUUGACAAGACUGUACGGAAUCGGAUUACAUCUCUGGAUUAUCGCUACAAACCUAGGCUACAAGGUCUGAUGCAAAGAUGGUUUAGUGCACACUAA
Messenger RNA from Raphanus sativus (radish), 807 nucleotides. RefSeq lists its product as uncharacterized. The transcript has a single exon. Bases 1 to 807 code for a protein of 268 amino acids. The record is from RefSeq and is a predicted model, not a curated record. NCBI's taxonomy places the organism in Eukaryota, Viridiplantae, Streptophyta, Magnoliopsida, Brassicales, Brassicaceae.